Messenger RNA from Lucilia cuprina (Australian sheep blowfly), 1556 nucleotides. Its product is annotated as glutamate receptor ionotropic, kainate 2-like. The record is from RefSeq and is a predicted model, not a curated record. Gene Ontology annotation, cellular component: plasma membrane; postsynaptic membrane. Lineage: Eukaryota; Metazoa; Arthropoda; Insecta; Diptera; Calliphoridae. The coding region runs from base 42 to 1451 and encodes 469 amino acids. Gene Ontology annotation, molecular function: signaling receptor activity; ligand-gated monoatomic ion channel activity. The transcript is spliced from 4 exons.
UCCAGAAAUCUGACCGAGCACAAACAAGAUUUUUCUCCUUUAUGAAUCCAUUAGCGGUUGAUAUUUGGAUUUAUAUUGCUUGCGGUUACGUAUUGGUGUCACUAACUAUUUGGAUUGUAGCUCGUUUUUCUCCCCUAGAGUGGGUUCCAGCCAAACAGCAGACAACAAUAGCCUUUAACGUACCGAAUGCGUAUGACCAAAGCGAUGAUGAUGCAGCAUCCAAAUCAAAACUAUUCGAUUUGCAUGAGGAUAUAGAGUUAACGCAAAAACUACAUGGUGCAGUUGUCGGGGAUGUCAAAGCGGAGGAAGAUGGCAUUGAAUUGAUGCAAGCCAAGCCCAAAUUCGCUCCAACUUCAAAUAAAUCGUCUGAAAUGUGGUGGCCUGAUAAUCGUCUACAUUUACCAACAUCAUUUCUCAAUAUGGAAUACAACAACAUAGACUCUGGAAAAUCCACGGAAUUAUUGACCAUCAGUAAUGAUUUUACAUUAAAGAACUGUUUUUGGUUUGCCAUUGGUGCUUUGAUGCAACAGGGAUCUGAUUUAUACCCCAGGGCAACAUCUACUCGAAUUGUUGGUGGUAUAUGGUGGUUUUUUACAUUGAUUAUAAUUUCAUCGUAUACAGCUAAUUUAGCAGCAUUUCUUACUGUUGAACGAAUGAUAACACCGAUCGAGAGUGCCUCAGAUCUAGCAGAACAAACAGAUAUUUCAUAUGGAACCUUGGAAGGUGGAUCUACAAUGACAUUUUUUAGGGAUUCGAAAAUAGGCAUAUAUCAAAAAAUGUGGAGAUAUAUGGAGAAUCGUAAAUCAUCUGUGUUCGUAAAAACAUAUGAAGAGGGCAUACGACGUGUAAUGGAUGGUAACUACGCAUUUUUAAUGGAGUCAACUAUGUUGGAUUACGCAGUACAGCGUGACUGCAAUUUGACCCAAAUCGGUGGUCUUCUGGAUUCCAAAGGCUAUGGUAUAGCCACACCAAAAGGAUCACCAUGGCGAGAUGCGAUGUCGUUAGCGAUAUUGGAACUACAGGAAAAGGGUAUUAUACAAAUUUUAUACGAUAAGUGGUGGAAAAAUACCGGAGAUGUAUGCAACCGUGACGACAAGAGUAAAGAAUCGAAGGCAAAUGCUUUGGGAGUGGAAAAUAUUGGUGGCGUAUUUGUUGUACUACUAUGUGGAUUGGCGUUAGCUGUUGUCGUCGCAAUAUUAGAAUUUUGUUAUAAUUCAAAGAAAAAUGUUCAAACUGAAAGCCAAUCUUUGUGUUCAGAAAUGGCAGAAGAAUUGCGAUUUGCAAUGCACUGUCAUGCUUCAAAACAACGACCCGCCCUCAGACGCAAGUGUGCGAAAUGUAUGCCGGGGACUACUUACGUACCAGCGGCUUCAGCAUCGGGGAUUUAUGGUAAUGGCGGAGCUGACGGCAUGCCUCAUAUUAGUGGCGUCCAAUAUAACUAUUUAAACUAAAUUAAUUUUUAGAUUAGUAUUGAAAUAUAAAUUUUGACAAGAGGAAAAUAACUUUUUAUAGACAAAUUUAAUAAUAAAAAAUAUAGUUUUUAUAUGAUCCUUUAA